Nicotiana tabacum (common tobacco) is the source of this 1822-nucleotide messenger RNA. RefSeq names its product 3-ketoacyl-CoA synthase 6-like. Gene Ontology annotation, cellular component: membrane. Lineage: Eukaryota; Viridiplantae; Streptophyta; Magnoliopsida; Solanales; Solanaceae. Gene Ontology annotation, biological process: fatty acid biosynthetic process. The record is from RefSeq and is a predicted model, not a curated record. Gene Ontology annotation, molecular function: acyltransferase activity, transferring groups other than amino-acyl groups.
AAAGGAGAGAGAAUUUAGCUAUGAAUUUCGUCGAUAAUCUGUCGCUAAAUCGCUAGUAGCUAACAAAGUUUCAUGAUAAUAUGUCGAUAAUCCAUCGCUGAAUAGGAUUAGCGAUCAUUUUUCUGUUUAGCUACAGAAUUUGUCCAUCUCUAAUUCUUGUUUAUUUAGUACUGUAAUGAUUUUUCUUUUAAUUUUUCCACUUUAAGACAAUUGACAAAUAUGCCUCAAAGAUCAUCUCAAUUUCCCAUUUCACUUAAACUCAAGUAUGUAAAACUUGGCUACCAAUAUCUUGUUAACAACUUCUUGACAUGUCUAUUGGUGCCCACAAUGGCUUUGGUUCUUGUUCAAGCCAUUCAAUUAGGUCCUGAGGAAAUCUUCAAUCUUUGGAAUUCCAUUCAGUUUGAUUUCAUCAAAAUACUCUGUUCAUCUUUCCUUAUCAUCUUUGUGUCCAUAUUAUACUUCAUGUUAAGGCCUCGAGGGGUUUAUCUCAUCGAUUAUUCAUGUGACAAGCCGCCUGUUUCCUGCCGCGUUCCAUUUUCAACUUUCAUGGAACAUUCAAGACUUAUACUUAGCUCAGAACCAAAGAGUGUUGAAUUCCAAAUGAGAAUUCUUGAGAGGUCUGGUUUAGGAGAAGAAACAUGUCUUCCACCAGCAAUUCAUUAUAUACCACCUGCACCUAAUAUGGAAUCUGCAAGAAAAGAAGCUGAAAUGGUGAUAUUUUCAGCAAUGGAUUCUCUCUUCAAGAAAACAGGAGUUAAACCUAAAGACAUUGACAUUCUUAUUGUCAAUUGCAGCCUUUUUUCGCCAACGCCAUCUUUAUCAGCAAUGGUGAUUAAUAAGUACAAAAUGAGAGACAACAUUAAGAGCUUUAAUCUCUCAGGAAUGGGGUGUAGUGCAGGGCUAAUCUCCAUUGAUUUAGCUCGUGAUCUUCUCCAAGUCUAUCCAAAAUCGAAAGCUGUUGUUGUUAACACAGAAAUCAUCACACCAAAUUACUACAGAGGCAAAGAUAGAUCAAUGCUACUCCCUAAUUGUCUGUUCAGAAUGGGUGGUGCUGCCAUUCUUUUAUCAAACAAAUGGGCAGAUCAAUGGCGAGCCAAGUACAAGUUGCUACAUGUGGUGAGAACCCACAAAGGAGCAGACGACAAAUCUUACCGUUGUGUGUUUGAAGUAGAAGAUUCAGAAGGGAAAGCAGGAAUUUCUUUGUCAAAAGACCUUAUGGCUAUAGCAGGGGAAGCCUUAAAAUCUAAUAUAACAACAAUUGGACCUCUUGUUCUUCCUCCAUCAGAACAACUUCUCUUUCUCUUUUCACUCAUUGGCCGAAAAGUCUUUAACCUGAAACUAAAACCAUAUAUUCCAGAUUUCAAACAAGCGUUUGAACACUUUUGCAUUCAUGCUGGUGGUAGAGCAGUGAUCGAUGAACUGCAGAAGAACUUGCAGCUAUCUGCAGAACACGUUGAGGCAUCACGAAUGACACUGCACAGAUUUGGAAACACGUCUUCUUCGUCGUUGUGGUAUGUACUGAGUUAUAUUGAAGCUAAGGGACGGAUGAAGGAAGGUGACAGGAUUUGGCAGAUUGCAUUUGGGAGUGGAUUUAAGUGUAACAGUGCUGUUUGGAAGUGUAACAAGACAAUCAAGAAUCUAAGUGAUGGACCUUGGUCUGAUUGUAUCCACAAAUACCCAGUUUACAUCCCUGAAGUAGUAAAGCUCUAGGAGAAAAACCUUGGUUUUAUGUUGCACUUGUACCCUAUAUAAAGUGAACGUUUCUGUGGCAAAUAUUGUUGUCUUGCCAUCAAAUACAAAGGGAAGUCACAGCUUUGAAUUU